Molecule: messenger RNA, 561 nt
Organism: Colletotrichum siamense
Lineage: Eukaryota; Fungi; Ascomycota; Sordariomycetes; Glomerellales; Glomerellaceae
Gene: DPH4
Product: Diphthamide biosynthesis protein 4
Exons: 1
Coding region: 1-561 (186 amino acids)
Biological process (GO): protein histidyl modification to diphthamide
Molecular function (GO): metal ion binding
Source: RefSeq, a predicted model, not a curated record
AUGAGUUCCUCCCCUGCAGCACCGGGCGGCCACACCCACUACACAGUCCUCGGUCUCACUCGCAAGCUGCUGCAGGAACAAGCGGCAGAUCAGUCGCAACAAGUCAUCAAGCGGGCCUACCACAGGGCUCUUCUCCAGAACCACCCGGAUAAAUACCCACAACUAAAGGGUGACGGAUCUACAGCCUCAGAUUCGGCAAGUUCAAGGUCGCCAGCGAAAUCUGACGUCUUGACAAUUGAUCAAAUUUCCACGGCAUACAAGGUCCUGUCGGAUACCAAGCUCAAGGCGGACUAUGACAGGUCUCUCGAUCUCGCACCCAACAACCAAGGCUUAAAGCGGGAGGAGGCGUUCCAGACGGGUAUUGAGAACGUGGAUCUUGACGAUUUGGAAUUCGACGAAGGACAGGAGUGUUGGUACCGCAGCUGUAGGUGCGGGAACUCCCGAGGCUUCUUAUUCACGGAGGGAGAUCUGGAGGAGGCGGGUGAGAACGGGGAAUUGCUUGUUGGAUGUCAAGAUUGCAGUCUGUGGAUGAAGGUCCAUUUCGCUAUAGUGGAUGAGUGA